AUGGGCUUCUAUUCGAAAGCAAGACAGCCACGGCCUAGCAUCGAUGACCCCUCAGUUAGGCCGCGCCGGCUGGCUCUCCUGAAGGCGGCGACUAUCAAUCUGCUUAUGCUCCAAUGUCUCUUCCUGGGGCUUUUCUGCUACAUUUUCGGCUCUCUCUUCCAACAAAACUCGCAUAUUCACAACAUCAACAUUCUCUUCGUUGAUUAUGAUGGAGGUAGCAUAGGCACUGCAGUCCGCGAUGCUUAUCAGCAGGUCAAGGGACCGAGUUUUCCGACUCUGGAUGAACGAUCUGCACUGGUGUACCCAGGGUCUGACUCCAUUGAUUCUGCGGUGUGCAACAUCAAGUUUUGGGGUGCUCUGUCUAUCACAGCAAAUUCAUCGAAUCAAUUGACUGCGGCUUUUGGAGGUGGAUCUGCCGCCGCCUCAUACAACAACAGCGAUGUUCUCACCAUGGUCUGGAACGAAGUGCGCUACCCGACAACGGCUGACUCUGCGAUCUAUGACAAGAUGGCCACCCUUGCAGAAGUGGCACGUGUCGCCUACAUGAAGGCCAACGGGCAGCAGGCCAUUCAAUUGGUCAACAGCUCAGACCCUGCUGCUAUUGCUGCAUAUUCCAACCCUUGGACUUUGGCCUCCGUGAAUAUCCAGCCAACCUCGCAAGGGUCUCGUCUGAUCUACAACACGCUUGUCAUUAUCUUGAUUUUGAUCCAAGAAUUCUUUUAUCUGGGUUAUGUCAAUGGUCUCUAUCUGCAGUUCAAUCUUUACAUAUCCUUGAAUCCCCACCGGAUUGCGAUCGUGCGCCAACUCAUCUCAGGAGCCUAUACCUUUGUCGGAUCCUUGUCUACAGCAGGCGCGAUAUGGGCUUUCCGAAGUGGUUGGCAUGUAACCGGCAAUCAGUUUGUGCUCACAUGGAUGGCGCUCUGGCUCUUCGCGCAUCUGAACUUUCUCGUCCUUGAUGUUUUCACCGUCUGGAUAUCCCCGCCCUUUGUGCCGAUGGCACUAAUAUCGUGGAUUGUGUUGAACGUUACAUCCAUUCUUCUUCCAUUUGAGGUGUCCCCGGGCUUCUAUAGAUGGGGCUAUGCCUUACCCGCGCACAGCAUUUUCAACGUGCUGGUUGAUAUUUGGUCAGGCGGCUGCAACCCGCAGCUCUAUUAUGGACUACCCGUUCUCUUUGUAUAUGAGAUAUGUGGUCUAGUGCUUAGCUCAAUCGGUGUUUACAGGCGCUGCCAUUAUGCCGUGAUUAAGCAGGAGAAGGACGAGAAAGCCUAUCAUGAGCGCGUCAUGGCCGCAAUCGCGGAGCAGCAAGCCAAUCAAUUGCCGACGGAGGAAACGGUGGAAGAUUCCCAAGAAACCGGAACCCCCGAUAGUGAGCUCGAGGAAAGGGGUGUGCAAAGGCGUGGGACUCUGACCGCAAUCCCGAAUGAAGGAGAAGUGAUGGAAGCCAUUCGACGUGAAAUGUCGCGGCCGAAGACUGAGACCUCCACCGGCCGAACGAAUAAUGGACCCUGUUUCGAUCUGCCUUAUGGCGACUAG
Molecule: messenger RNA, 1533 nt
Organism: Penicillium canariense
Lineage: Eukaryota; Fungi; Ascomycota; Eurotiomycetes; Eurotiales; Aspergillaceae
Product: SNG1 family protein
Exons: 1
Coding region: 1-1533 (510 amino acids)
Cellular component (GO): membrane
Source: RefSeq, a predicted model, not a curated record